AUGGCUGGAGAAGCAUUUGACACCACUUAUUUUCAGACCAGAAAGACCUUUGGGGAGUAUUUCAAUAAUGAUGGCAAGCUUCACAUACAAGUUGAAGAGAUCCGAGGUUUGGAAAAGGCUCUUGAAUCCUACAAAGUGGUUGGCAAUGACGAACUAUCUAUGUGCACUUCGUUUUUGCAGUUGAUGCUGAGAUUACAGCCGUCGGAUAGAGCAGGUGCAGCAGAUCUCUUGGAACAUGAGUGGUUGAAAGUCUAA
Messenger RNA from Suillus paluster, 255 nucleotides. RefSeq lists its product as uncharacterized. Lineage: Eukaryota; Fungi; Basidiomycota; Agaricomycetes; Boletales; Suillaceae. Bases 1 to 255 code for a protein of 84 amino acids. The record is from RefSeq and is a predicted model, not a curated record. The transcript is spliced from 2 exons.